Messenger RNA from Zophobas morio, 1272 nucleotides. RefSeq lists its product as uncharacterized. NCBI's taxonomy places the organism in Eukaryota, Metazoa, Arthropoda, Insecta, Coleoptera, Tenebrionidae. The record is from RefSeq and is a predicted model, not a curated record. The transcript is spliced from 4 exons. The coding region runs from base 489 to 1232 and encodes 247 amino acids.
UGUGUCUUCCCCAGAGAUUUAGACAUAAUCUAUCAAUUGAAAUGUCGAUCUUUUUUUCAAAGUUGAAAUUACGCCCGUAAAAUGAAAAUCUAUUUAGCUUAUUUUUCGGUCUGCUACUGGGCACCCUUAAGUUGUAAAUGAAAAGGCAUUUGCCCUAGAAUCCACUAUCCACUUAUCUCUGUCGUAAUUUACAGUUUUUAAAAUUCUGGGAAUUCUGGAAUUUAGAGACUGUUGAGACGAAAAACAAGAAUCGGUAAUAUGUGUACUUCGAAAAAACCGUGAAUGGAUAGAAUAAUACAUAUAUUAUUGAUUAUUAAUAAGUAAAUUGGAGACAAGAUUUACGUAACGAUUCUAUUUUAGUAUGAUAAGACCCCUUCUACUACCUUGCAGGAAACAGGUUUUCAAAUGUUGCUCUAUUUUUCUGGUGUUUUCGUACUAAUAUAAGCACAGAAAAAUUUAAAUUUCAUUAACUCCCAGCUUGUGCAGAAAUGAAGAGCUUACUCCUCGGUGUGGUAACUUUGACGACUUUGUGCAACUGUCUGCAAUUUCUUGAAGCUUCUAGUUUCAAAAAAUGUGACAAGAGACGAAGCGAUUUCAACCAGUGUUUAAGUGAUGCUAUUUACACUAAUCUUAAACUACUCGACAAACCUCAGAAGUCAUUUGGUUUACCAAGUUUGUAUGAUCUUGAAUUUCCACCGGAUGUUGUUACUGAAAUAGGAAAUCGUACGUAUGGAUUAUUACAAAAGUUUUCUAAAUUCAGGUUUAUUGGUCUCACUAGACCAGAGAGUGUAACAGCCAGUUUAGAUUUUGACCCUGUAGUUAGUACCUUAACAAUAGCAGCUUCUUACCCUCAACUGACCGUACAAAUAGAAUACGAAGCUCAAGGUACUAUUGUUCUUCUGCCUUUGAACGUUGUAACAUCUGUCGAUUUUAUAUUGAAUAAUCCAACAUUCGUUUUUACAUUCAAAUUGGAAGAAUACGACAGAGGUGCUACGUACUAUAGAGUAAUCAAGUCGGAGUUUGAUGCCCAACCACAGGACUUCAAAUUUCAUUUUAAGCAGUUAUUCGCAAAUAAACGGCUUAAUGAGGAAUUUAAUUCUGCGCUGAAUGAAAAGGGACUACAAACUUUCCACAUUCAUAAGCACCUACAAGUGGUAUUUGCACCACAUUUUGGUUCUAUCGUUAAUAGUUUCCUGGAGAAAGUGCCAGCUGCUGAGCUUUUUGUUGUAUAGACGGGACGGAUUAGUUAACAAUAAAGAGUUUGGGCUUGGA